Messenger RNA from Momordica charantia (bitter melon), 1433 nucleotides. RefSeq names its product GHMP kinase family protein. The record is from RefSeq and is a predicted model, not a curated record. NCBI's taxonomy places the organism in Eukaryota, Viridiplantae, Streptophyta, Magnoliopsida, Cucurbitales, Cucurbitaceae. Gene Ontology annotation, molecular function: ATP binding.
AUUAUCACUUUAAAUCUAAGAAAAAAAAAACAGAGUUCUGAAUUCCGACGACGAAAACUGAAAUUCACAGAGAAAAAGAGUGAAAAUCGUUUGAGAGAGAGAGAUCAAGAUGGAUUCCGAGAUAUCGUCAUCUUCCUCUGUGAUCGAGCACAAGGCUUAUGCUCGCGUGGGACUGCUGGGAAAUCCGAGCGACGUUUACUAUGGUCGCACCAUUUCUUUUGCUUUAGGCGAUUUCUGGGCCACCGUUCGACUCCAGCCCUCCGACGAGCUUGUCAUCACUCCCCAUCCCUAUGACGACAACAUCCACUUCACAUCCCUCGUUCACCUGGUAAAUCGACUGUCCAGUCAUGGCUACUAUGGCGGGGUGCGAUUGCUCAUGGCAGUUUGUAAAAUUUUUUAUAGUUAUUGCAGCGAAAACGAGAUUCAUCUUCAUACAGGGAAUUUUACUCUGUCGUAUGACACUAAUAUUCCUCGACAGACAGGACUUUCAGGUUCCAGUGCUAUUGUAUGUGCUGCCUUGAGUUGCCUGCUAGACUUCUUUGACGUCAGGCAUCUGAUUAAAGUGGAGGUCAGACCUAACCUUGUUCUCGCCGCAGAGAAAGAACUUGGCAUCAUUGCCGGUCUUCAAGAUCGGGUCGCGCAGGUUUAUGGUGGCCUUGUUUACAUGGAUUUUAGCCAAGAGCACAUGGAGAAGCUUGGACAUGGCAUAUACACACCCAUGGAUAUUAAUCUUCUCCCUCCACUCUAUCUAAUCUAUGCUAAUAAUCCAAGUGAUUCUGGAAAGGUCCACAGUACAGUACGGCAGAGGUGGCUUGAUGGUGACAAAUUCAUUAUAUCAUCAAUGCAAGAAGUUGCUAAGGUUGCAGAAGAAGGAAGGAAAGUUUUACUUGAGAAGGACUAUUCAAAACUUGCAGCACUUAUGAACCGCAAUUUUGAUCUUCGCAGGAGUAUGUUUGGAGAUGAUGUUCUGGGUGCUUUAAACAUAGAAAUGGUGGAGGUAGCUCGAAGAGUAGGUGCUGCUUCAAAAUUCACAGGCAGUGGAGGAGCUGUUGUGGUAUUUUGCCCUGAGGGGCCUUCACAGGUGGAGCUUCUGGAGCUAAAUUGCUUUAAAGCUGGUUUUGUUCUUCAACCAAUUCAGGUGGCUCCUUCAUGCCUAAAUGAGGUUGAUCUUAAAACACUUUCCAGUUAAGACCUUGAUAGAUUGGUCAUUUAGGUUUGCUGAGGAAAACUUAUAGGAGCUUUUCUUUUGGACAGAUAUAUAGGAACAGAUAGACCUUUUUUUUUAUUUAUUUAUAUACUUUUUUUUAAGUACAGGAACGGUUAGACCUGGUAAACUGCAUCAAGUGUUUUUUAUGUUUUUGUUUUUUGUUUUUGUUUUCUUGAGAAAUUGGGAAGAGGAAUAGAAAUUGUUUAUUAGUUUAUUACUUGAUACA